AUUUAUCAACUAUCGUUCGUCGCAACACGUGACCUGUCCGCACUGCGGCUUCGGCUUCAUCCGAGGUUAUUCGACAUGGCCGACGCAGCGCCCGGACAGAAAGAUCCCAUUGCAGAUGUGGAAAAGUCUCGUAAUGAAACACCAAAACAAAACUACCCGGAAGCAUCACCGCACGCAGUGAAGCCAAGCGACCCUCCGGAUGGCGGACUGCAGGCUUGGAUGAUCGUCGCUGGCGGAUGGUGUGCGAAUUUCGUUAGCGUAGGAUGGAACAACUCGGUCGGCAUCUUCCAGACCAUAUACGAGAAAGAGCUGCUGAGUAGCUACUCUUCAAGCUCUAUCGGAUGGAUCAAUUCACUCCAGGCAUUCGUGAUGUUCGCCUCGGCGCCGGUCUUUGGGAAGGUCUUUGACUCAUACGGCCCGCGUUAUUCGAUGAUUGCAGGCUCUCUUUUGCUUGUGCUUGGUAUCAUGAUGAUGUCUCUGUCAAAGGAGUACUAUCAGUUUAUGCUGGCGCAGUCUAUCUGUACUGGUCUCGGCGCUGCCGCGGUCUUCUUUUCUUCAUCGAACACGAUCGCGACAUGGUUCAAGAAACGCAGAGCUCUGGCAAUAGGCAUCGCCUCGUCUGGCUCGGCCAUUGGUGGUGUGGUCAUCCCUAUUAUGGUCAACCACCUGAACAAUGAAGUCAAUUUUGGUUGGGCCCUGCGGGCUGUCGGCUUCCUCUUCUUGGGCUUCGUCGUCGCCGCCAAUUUCUUGACGACCUCGAGAGUCAAUCACGUUCCGAAACGGUUUCACAUCAUGGAUUUCAUCCAUCCUUUAAAGGAGCCGCGUUUCCUGUUGAGCUCCCUUGCGUGUUUCGCAUUUGCUAUAUCGGUCUACCUUCCGGCGACGUUUAUUAUCCUGGAUGCGACUAAACAAGGGGUGGAUCGCAGUUUGGCCAGCUAUCUUUUGGCCAUCCUGAACGCUGUCAGUGCUGUUGGCCGUAUUGUGGCGGGCCGCCUUGCCGACAUGAUUGGCCGCUUCAACUGCAUGAUUAUAAUCACACUCCUCUCUGCUAUCUUCUCGCUCGCACUUUGGAUCCCCGCGGCUUCAACGGCGCCUUUGGUGGUAUUCGCAGCCCUGAUCGGGUUCUCAAACGGCGCCUUUGUCGCCCUGGUCAGUGCCCUCGUCGCGCAGAUAUCCGACAUCAAGGAGAUCGGUACUCGGAACGGGACCAACUGGUUUUUAUACGCCUUGGGAGCGUUUAUUGGCACCCCGGUUGCCGGAGCCCUGAUAGAGCGCGACGACGGCGGGUAUCUUUAUCUGAAGAUAUUCACGGGCGUGGCUGCCUUUGUCGGGACUUGCUUGUGGCUGUCAGAGGUGCAAGAAGAGGUCGUCUCCCAUGGGCAGAAAAUCAAAUGUGACGAGACUAUCCCCAGUUGUAAUCAAUGCACGCGAAAGGGCUUUGAAUGCCCCGGCUAUAAUCGGCCGGUGAAAUGGUCGUCCAAAUACCAGAUCUUGGAUGAGAGCAGCACCGAGCCAAAGAAGAAAGCAAAGGACAUCCCCGGCUUUGCAGAUGGCGCGCGAAAGAUGCAGGCCGCGUUGGCCUCAAUGGAGGAGCAGCAGUCGCCCACAGAAUCAUCGGCCGCCGCGAGACAUCGAUCUGUCUUUAAAGCUGAUGGGCGGCGCACUACUACUCCUGGAAUUCUGAUGACCAGCGAGGAUUCCCUGUCGAGCAGCGGCAAUAAUUCCAGCGUCUCGCCGAUUUCAUUGUUGUCUUCUCCGCUCAGCGCCGAGCUGCCCUUUCGAUCCCCAGUAUCGUAUCGCAGCCAUCAUACUAGUAGUAGUAGUAGCAGCAUCAGCGCCCAAGCAGACCAUAGCAGCGCAGCACAGCACAGGCCGUGGUGGCCCAUCACCAAGACCGGCGUGCCGCGGUUCCUGGAGGACCGAAGCACCGCGCUCUCGCGGCACUAUUUCACGUAUUUCUGCCUGAAUAGUUGCUGUUUUUAUUCCCAAAAGAACUCGUUCCGUGCAGUCGUUGCUGAUCUGAUGCUCACAUCGCCGCUCAUUUAUCACUCUGUGAUGGCGCUGUCGGCGGCUUAUAUGGGUCACCAGCGAAAUGGCAUGAUGACUGCUUCGUUAGAGCACAAGAUCGAGGCCAUUGGCUAUAUGAAAUCCGAGCUCUUGAUGAUCACGGAAGAGAAGCCGUCGAAUCAGGUUGGGCCGGUUCGUGUCGGCCCUGAAGUAUUGAUCAGCUGCAUUCUGUUAGGCUUGACCGAGGCAUGGCAUAACCCAUCCACUCCCCCCAGCAAUCACCUCAAUGGCGCACGGAUAUUGUUCAAAAAUUGGAUUUCAGACAUCAAGAAAUCGUCGAAUACAUCUCUUGCCGUCGCCUGCUCGUCGCCCGCCAGGAGCUUUCUUGUCGGCAUUAUCAGCUACUGGGAAUCCAGUGCAGCCGUCACGAUAACACAGCCGUGCGAAGUGGUCGACUAUCUUGUUCCGUUUUGCGAGCAGGAGGACAUAAAACACAUCUACGUCCACGCGUGGACGGGGAUUUGCACGCCGCUGUUUAUAUAUUGGUCUCAAGCGUGCAAUCUGGGACGCCAUAAGUCGUCGCUCAGACGAGUCUUUCAACAGGUCACCUCGGCCACGAAUCGAGAGCGAAUGGAAUCCAAUCUGGUAGAACGAGCCUGGAAGAUUGAACAGGCCGUGCUGCGAUAUCAAGUGCCCGAGGACGACAAGAUCGAAGACACGGGCGACGAGCUCACGCCCGUGAGCCAUUUGAAAAACCUAGCGCACAUCUAUAAGCUCACAACCUUGCUGGAACUGUACCUGGAUUUCCCGCAGCUACUGCAGGAGCGCUUUUCGGCUGCAGACUGGUCCGAGUCGACCCCGUCGCCGCCGAGUUUCGAGGUUGGCGAUUCACCGAGCUCGGUGCUUGAGAUGUCGGCCAAGAUCAUGGUGACGGCUAUGCAGAUCCUGUCCAUGGCAUCGUUUAUUCCGCCGACCUCUGGUGCGCAUAGUCUCUUGGUUAUCCCGCUAAUCGUCGCUGGAUCCUUGCUACAGCCGGACAAGAUCUAUUCCCUGCUGAGUAAUUCGCAUGGCCUGAGCAGCAACAAUCCAGUAUUAUCUUUAAGCGCCGAGACCCUCGCACUCGCCAGCGAAGAAGGCAGUUAUUUGCGCUGGCGAGAAUUCGUCGUGACGCAGUUCCAUCACAUGGGGCGGCGGCUUGGGCUGAAUACCAUCCAGGGCGCAAUCAGUGUUUUGGGCGAAGUCUGGCGUCGAGCAGACGUCGAUAGAUCGGCGGCCUAUAAUAAUAACGGUCUUCUGGACCUGUCGCGGCCGUUUUUUUACUGGACUGAUAUCAUGACUGAAGCCGAAAUUGGGACGGUAUAUGCAUAG
Molecule: messenger RNA, 3375 nt
Organism: Talaromyces rugulosus
Lineage: Eukaryota; Fungi; Ascomycota; Eurotiomycetes; Eurotiales; Trichocomaceae
Exons: 6
Biological process (GO): transmembrane transport; regulation of DNA-templated transcription
Cellular component (GO): fungal-type vacuole membrane
Molecular function (GO): zinc ion binding; transmembrane transporter activity; DNA-binding transcription factor activity, RNA polymerase II-specific
Source: RefSeq, a predicted model, not a curated record